UGGGGUGGGCCUAGAGGUGGAGAUAAGGUUUCCCAUGGGGGCAACAAUAUUGGGAAUGGGGAUGGUGGUGGGGUUAAUAUCAGCACCGGGGGUGGUGACAUUGGGGACAUCGGGGUUGGAGUUGGGGGUGGGAGUGGCUGUGACCCGGCGGCUUGUGACGCUAAAGUGACCAAUCAGGUUACUGUGACAACGGCAGUGGAUCUCCCAGCUUACUUGGACUUAUCCUUGGACAAACUACGCCAUCCUGCAUUUGUGUGCCAGCAGAUUGCGAUCCUCCUUCUUCUUCUUGUGACAGUCAAUUGCGCGUCCGGCCUGACUUGUUGCAAUGGAGCCUGCACCGACCUUGACAACAGUCCAAGCAACUGUGGUACCUGUGGGAAUACUUGCGCAGAAGGCGAGUCCUGCUGCAAUGGAGCUUGUACUGACCUGCAAAAUAGCCCGAGUAACUGUGGUACCUGUGGAAACACUUGCCCUGCUGGAUCGGCUUGCUCAUCUGGCACCUGCCAAUGCACAACUUUCGAGGGCUUCCAGGACCAACUCACAUUCCCCACGCGCAGUCCGGUUGCCGUUGCAGUGGCUGACUUCAAUGGAGAUGGUAACUUCGAUGUCGUGGCAACGAAUUUUAACGACAAUUCUGUGGCUGUCUUGCUUGGGACUGGAUCAGGGAGCUUUCAGCCACAGACCACAUUCCCUGUGGGCUCUGGGCCACAAGGUGUCGCAGUAGGCGACUUCAACGGAGAUGGCAUUCUCGAUAUUGUGGCUUCAAAUACCAACAGCAAUUCCGUUAGUGUCUUGUUUGGGACUGGAUCAGGGAGCUUCCAGCCACAGACCACAUUCCCUGUGGGCCCCGGGCCACAGCGUGUUAUAGUGGGCAACUUCAAUGCAGAUAGCAAUCUUGAUAUCGUGGUUACAAAUGGUGGGGGUGAUACAGUGGGUAUCCUACUCGGGACUGGAUCAGGAAAUUUCCAGCCUCAGACAGUAUUCGAUGUGGGAUCUAUUCCCGUUGGUAUUGCUGCGGGUGACUUCAAUGGAGAUGGCUAUCUCGAUAUUGCGGUUACUAAUCUCAAUCACAAUACAGUGGGCAUCUUACUCGGAACUGGAUCAGGGAGCUUCCAGCCCCAGGUGACCUACGCCGUGGGUUCUGGGCCAGUUAGAAUUGCAGUGGGAGACUUCAACGAAGAUGACUAUCUUGAUAUUGUGGUUUCAAAUCGCAAUGUCAAUACAGUGGGCAUCUUACUCGGAACUGGAUCAGGGAGUUUCCAGCCCCAGGUGACCUACCCCGUGGGUUCUGGGCCGUUCGGAAUUGCAGUGGGAGACUUCAACAGAGAUAACCAUCUCGAUGUCGUGGCUACGAACAUUAACGACGGCACAGUGAGUGUCUUGGUAGGAACUGGAUCGGGGAGCUUCCUGCCUCACGAAACAUUUCCUGUGGGGGCUGACCCAAUUGGUGUUGCAACGGGCGACUUCAACGAGGAUGGCUAUGUCGAUAUUGUGGCUGAAGACCGCUCAGAAGCGUUCUGGGUUCUGCUCAGCGAGCAGAAAGUGGUACACACACAAUUCAUCAACGCCCGGCGGCUGAACCGAAAGGGCAACUAUCACUGA
Molecule: messenger RNA, 1602 nt
Organism: Penicillium arizonense
Lineage: Eukaryota; Fungi; Ascomycota; Eurotiomycetes; Eurotiales; Aspergillaceae
Exons: 7
Source: RefSeq, a predicted model, not a curated record